AUGAAGCAUCUCGCAGCUUAUCUUCUUCUCGUCGCUGGUGGUAACGCCCACCCCUCUGCUGAAGACCUCAAGAAGGUCUUGGGCUCCGUUGGUGUCGAAGUUGACGAAUCCCGUGCCUCUGCCUUGUUGAAGGCUAUGGAAGGCAAGACCGCCGCUGAAGCUAUUGCUGAAGGUUCCUCCAAGCUCGCUUCCGUUUCUGCUGGUCCCGUUGCUGCUGCUGGUGGUGCUGCUGCCGGUGCUGCUGCUGGCGAUGCUCCUGCCGAAGAAGAAAAGGCUGAAGAAAAGGAAGAAUCUGAUGAUGAUAUGGGUUUCGGUCUCUUUGACUAA
This is a messenger RNA of Gilbertella persicaria, 327 nucleotides long. Its product is annotated as 60s acidic ribosomal protein-domain-containing protein. The record is from RefSeq and is a predicted model, not a curated record. Gene Ontology annotation, cellular component: ribosome; cytosolic large ribosomal subunit. Lineage: Eukaryota; Fungi; Mucoromycota; Mucoromycetes; Mucorales; Choanephoraceae. Gene Ontology annotation, molecular function: structural constituent of ribosome. The transcript is spliced from 3 exons. Gene Ontology annotation, biological process: cytoplasmic translational elongation. The coding region runs from base 1 to 327 and encodes 108 amino acids.